AUGAGUUCAUUCACGCCCAAACGAAAGGCGCGCGUCAUCAAAGUCCACGAUGACGACGAGGACGAUGCGUCAAAGUCUUCGCCGACAGGCCAAGAGCCCGUGAAGGAUGAGGGUGCGCCGAUAUCAGUAAAAUUCACAAGAAAACCUUUUCGCCAGUCUGGAUUGCGCAAGAGCAUCAACUUCAACGAGGUCGACGACUCCAAUGGCGGCGCUGCUGUCAACGAUUCCGUCAAAGCCAAGGCCCCAGCGCAAGACGAGGAGGAAGACGACGGCCCUGUUGUGGUCCGUCCGACAGUCAGCCGAUCGGGUUCCCUGAAGCAAAAGAAGCGACAAUCGUCCUCGAGACUAUCCUUCGGCGGCAAUAAGGGGGACGACGAUGGCGAUGAUGGUGCAAAGACGGGGUACACCACGCCUAAAAAAUCGACGACGCUGGGUCACCAGGCUCUCGAGAACAGCGCGCUCAAGAACCGUCUUCCGAUGCGAUCAUUCCGCGACGAGGACGAGGAUCGACCGAAGUACAGCAAGGAGUACCUUGACGAACUCCAGAACUCGACGCCGAAUACACCCCAGCACCUCGCUUCUCAGCGCAUGCAGGAAGAGGAUGGAAUGGACCUGGACCCCUCUGAGCUGGAGGGCGCCAUGAUUGUCAACUCGGACGAGUUGAGCUCGCGGCCGCAGCAGACGAACAUCUUGACCGAGGCGGAAAUUCAGGAGAGGAAACAACGGAGGGCGAGGUUGGCGCAGGAAGAGCAAGCCGACGACUUCAUAUCCUUCGAUGAUGACAAUGGUGGGGCAUCGCUGCGCAAAAAGAAGGACGACACACGACUAGUUCGUGAGGAUGAAGAUCUGGGCGAGGGUUUCGACGAUUUUGUCGAAGAUGGUGGCCUUUCGCUGGGCAGGAAGGCGGUGAACGAGGAGAAGCUCCGUCGCCGGCGCGAGAUGGCUGAGCAGAUCAAGAUGGCCGAGGGCGACUCGGGCGAUGAGUCGGAUGCGUCCGAAGCAGAACGGCGCGCUGCGUUCGAGGCGGCGCAGACGCGGUCUGGCAUGGAUGGACUGGAGAAGCCACAGCAUAACCCGGCCGAGCAGCUUUUGCAGGUCCCGCCCAAAAUCACACCACUGCCGAGCCUGACAGAAUGUUUGUCCAAGCUGCAGAUGACGAUGCAGGCGAUGGAAAGGGAGCUCGCGGACAAGCAGAAGCGGGUGGAGGAACUGAGACGGGAGAAGGAGGGCAUUUCGACGAGAAAGGACGAAGUACAACAGCUGCUCAACGAAGCUGGACAGAAGUACACGAGCGCAGUGGGCACUUCGUCGGCUGCGGAAUCCGCUGCGCAGUCGCCGGCUAGGCAGAUCACGAAUGCCGGCGCAAGCGAGCUCAAGGUCGAAAGGGGUCUGGAAAGCCUCGGAGCAACACCAAACGAGCGCCCCGAUCCUGAGGACCUGGGCUAA
Colletotrichum karsti is the source of this 1446-nucleotide messenger RNA. RefSeq lists its product as uncharacterized. The record is from RefSeq and is a predicted model, not a curated record. The transcript has 2 exons. Lineage: Eukaryota; Fungi; Ascomycota; Sordariomycetes; Glomerellales; Glomerellaceae. Bases 1 to 1446 code for a protein of 481 amino acids. Gene Ontology annotation, cellular component: U2-type post-mRNA release spliceosomal complex. Gene Ontology annotation, biological process: spliceosomal complex disassembly.